Messenger RNA from Papaver somniferum (opium poppy), 1625 nucleotides. RefSeq names its product GDSL esterase/lipase At1g71691-like. The transcript is spliced from 5 exons. Lineage: Eukaryota; Viridiplantae; Streptophyta; Magnoliopsida; Ranunculales; Papaveraceae. The coding region runs from base 358 to 1455 and encodes 365 amino acids. Gene Ontology annotation, molecular function: hydrolase activity, acting on ester bonds. The record is from RefSeq and is a predicted model, not a curated record.
ACUCCACUUCUAAACUGAAGCGACGGAUAUCUUUUUGCAAAACGUUUUCUUCAAGUUCAUUUCUCUACCUCUAAUUAGAAAUAUAUGGCUUACUAUAUUUUUUUUUGAAAAUAAAGAUAGAUUGAUAGAAUAGAGAAGAAACUCAUCGUUUGAUUCAGUCUCGUCUGUAACUAAUUCAUGCUGAAUUGUUCUUUUGAUGACUGAAUUUAUGAGAUUACUAUAUUUGAGGGAAACAUGAGGGGUAUUUUCGAGCCGCAACGUCAGCAGAAUGGAUUCCCUUUCAGAUAAGGUACAACCUACAAUAGUACUGCAUUCCAUCCAUUAGCAAAUCUCCAUAUCAGAGAAACAUCUGAAACCAUGGCAGUUUCGACGGAGUCAUACUUCUUCAUGUCCAUUCUCUCACUCAGUUUUCUUCUCUGUUUAACAAUGUUUGCGGGAAAAUCAUCAGGUGCAACUGUACCAGCGAUGUACAUUUUUGGUGACUCUCUUCUAGACAGUGGGAAUAACAACUUCUUGCAGACUAUAGCGAAACCGAAUUAUACUCCUUAUGGAAUUGAUUUCAUCACCGGUGAACCAACGGGAAGAUUUACAAAUGGUGCUACUGGAGGAGAUUUCAUAGCACAACUUCUUGGCUUACCUUAUCCACCAGCGUAUUUGAGUCUGUCCGAGGCAAGUAGGAAAAUCACCACCACCGGAAUCAACUAUGCCUCUGGUGGAUCGGGCAUUCUUUCCGAAACUGGAACCAUAUUGGGAGACAUAUUAACUCUAGAUGAACAAAUCAACUACUUUAAUAGCACAGUGACAAAAGAUUUGCCAACAAACCUCUCCUCUACCUUGCAUAGGUCUAUCUUUCUUAUUUCCACUGGUAGUAAUGAUUAUCUCAACAACUAUCUACAACCUCAGUUCUCCAACAGUAGCCAAACCAAUCCUCCUCAAAAAUUUGCUAAUCUCCUGUUAGACACUUUCGAACAACAAUUGACGAUUAUAUACAAAUUAGGAGGGAGAAAAUUCGUAGUGUUUGGUCUCGGUGCUCUGGGAUGUUUACCAAUAGUGAUAGCCAGUGCUCAUCCAAAGCCAACAACUCUAUGUGUAGAGGAUGUAAACAAUUUGAUUAACAUUUAUAAUUAUGGACUUCCAAUUAUGUUACAACGACUUGCUUCCCGCUUACAAGGCUUUACUUUCGUCCGAGCCGAUCUUUUUACACUAAGUUAUGCUCAGUUUCAAGAUCCUAUUAAAUUUGGAUAUACCGAUGGAAGAACACCGUGCUGUAAUUUUGGUGUAUCGGGAAUGUGUAUACCUGGACAAAACCCAUGCAGUGAUAGAGAUAAUCGUCUUUUCUAUGAUGCAAUUCAUCCGGUUCAACUAGUGAACUACCAAUUCGCAGGAGAUUGCUUCUUUGGUAACUCAAGGUGCACCCCGAUCAACAUUAAAGAAUUAGCAUUGAAGCAGUCAUGAUAUAUGAAUUCCAAAACACGGUUUUUAUUUUUUGUUCAACUGUUUUGUUUUCUUUUGUUUUCCUAUAUGAACUUGGAGCUCCUUGCUUUUGUUCCCUCAUUUUUGAUUAAUAACUUUUUUGUGUUAAAGAAAUAAAUAAAAUGAAGUCCGCAACACGUUUACUUGGUCAA